Messenger RNA from Metarhizium robertsii ARSEF 23, 4857 nucleotides. RefSeq lists its product as uncharacterized. The record is from RefSeq and is a predicted model, not a curated record. The transcript has a single exon. NCBI's taxonomy places the organism in Eukaryota, Fungi, Ascomycota, Sordariomycetes, Hypocreales, Clavicipitaceae. The coding region runs from base 1 to 4857 and encodes 1618 amino acids.
AUGGCCGGUCUGCCUCUUGGUUGGGAGUGGGACUACGACGGCCAACGCUGGUUCUACAAAUACAAGCCUACAGGACAGAUCCAAUACCACUUCCCCUCCGAAGGCGAUGAGUUUCCGGACUUUGUUGAGGCUGGCGUGCCAGCGCCAGACCUUGCACCCGAAGAACGACUUGAAUCGCAACAGCAGGUCAAGAGGCAGACGAGUUCGGCAGGUAGCGGUGCCGACGCUCGCUCGAAACGAGCACAUAUGACGGGCGCAGGCAAUGGCAGCGACAAUAAAUACGCCAUGUCCGCGACGGCUAAACCCGUCAGUGCGAUAUGGGAGGGAGACGAUGAUGCAGAAGGUGAUGGUGUGUUCCAGCCAGAGAACUUCAUGUUUCUUGGGCCCGGGACCUACACCGACGUGAGCCCUUUGGCGGAGGAAGAGGAAGAGGCAGCCAAAAGGUCUGUUGUUGGAACUAUUGGCGAACGGUUUCAAGGCAGCGAAACUACCGGGACGACGGCAGCAGCAUCUGUUAAAGGUGUUAGUCCUCUAGGAAGCAGCAAGACAACGCCUAUGAUGGCAAAGAGUGAACCAUCAACAUCAUCACCAGGGCCGGUGGAUGCAAGCAUCAGGCAAGGCCCUGCUGUUGAAAGCGCACCAGUGACGCAAAGUGCUCACAUUGUUCAGAGCGAGCCUAUCCCCUCCCAACCACCUGUUGAAAUCGAAUCCACUGCCGUUGUUGCAGAGGCGUCUGACUCUUCAGUCAUUCACAUGAUCGAUAGCCGAGAGAUGCCCGUGGAAAUGAUGGGAGACACAAUGCAUCGGUUCGAUCCCGUGGGGUUUGUUGCCGAGAUGCCCACAGAGCACACGGCUGCGGCACAUAUUGAGCUGUACCCCGAACCCGUAGAGAUUGCGGACAAUACGGUGCUUGCGCCGGUCGAAACUGCUGCCGCAGCGGUUUCAGCAACGGCAAUGGCCGAAUUACCAGCCAAGAACAUCCCGGUCGCGGGAAAGGAGGCCCCCGUUGUCGACACGCCAAAGGGGCCAGAGGGGAAUCAGUCUACCAGUGGUGAGAGUAUUACAAGGGAGGAUGGCACUACAUCUACUGAACAGCAAGUGCCAUCAGACCAUGUUCAAACACAUGGUCAACGAGGUGUGCCCAGCGAACAGCCAACCGCUCCUCUGACCCAAAAUGCUGGGGCGUCGUAUGCAAACCAAGUCCUCAGACAAGGUCCUGGACAGUAUGGUCCUCAUUCAAAUGAGCAUGAACAGGUUGAGUCUUCAAUGCCCACCAAACUGAAGACGUUCAAGAUUGCAAGAAAACAGCCAGGAAGUACGCCAGGUACACCUAUCGCACAGCAAUCUCAACCGGAUUAUCAAGCAUAUAUGCCAGGCCAGACGGCUACAACAGCACACUUGCCAAUCGAGAAAAGACAUAGUAUUGGACUACAGCGUGAAGCAUCUUUAAUGAUGAACAUGAAAAGAAACUCAGCCAGCAUAGACUCCAAUUCUGUUCCUCGAGUGCUGUCACCAGCGCAGCAUCCGGUGCCAAAUGCGUCAGGCGAGCCUCUAUCAACCCAAUUCACGAAGCCAACGACUGAUGAAAAUAAAACUGAUAAUGCCGACCUGUCCCUGUCUCAUGCCCCAUCAGUACUGAAACCCGCAAGGAAUAGAAAGUCGGUGCAGGAUUCUCUUCCUCAGAAACAAGUUCCAACGCCAGCCGCUCUUGCAACUCCUCCCGCUCAACCAAACCCCGAGCCUCGAAGGUCGGAAGGAAUUUCUAAAUUCCCAUCUGUCCUGCGUCCAGCACGAGGAAGGUCAUCAAGCCAUCCAGGACAGGUAAUUAAUAGUUCUGUCCGGCAACCGAACCAACAUACAGCGAUCUCACAAGACCAUCUGCCGCUCAGGGGCCGGGUGUAUCAAGUGAACAAUAACCAGACUACUAUUCCAACUCAACAUCCUCCAUUUCAGCAUCCUCUGUGGGCUACAGAACAUGCGGACCAGCCAGCAAGGCCAGCCAGUGUAAUGCCUAUUAUAAAUCAUGUUCCAUAUGGGUCUCAAUAUUCAGCUGCUGGUUUUGGUCUCGGUCUUAUUCCUCGUAGAAAUCAAUCCUCCCAACCGUCAUUAUCAGGGUGUCGGCCGCCAGAACUUCAAGACCAGCCUUCACCACUACAACGCAUGCAGGAGGCCAUCGCCAGCCAACCUCCGCGACCUCAAACUGUCGUAGGAGCUAUUCAAGCUGAUUCUACCAACACUACCUACACUACUACUAUUGUUCCGCCACAACAAUUAGUGUCGGUUCAACCUGUUCGGCAAAUCAAGGAUCUCGUAACAGAACAGUUGGAUCGAACUCAGAAUGUUCCAGCAGUUGUUCAGCCCAAGUCAGUUGAUAGCCAAUUACAGGUUCAACCAGCACAAAAAGUUCGCGAUGAAGACGCAGGGCAACCUCAGCCUCAACCGCAGCCGCAGCUGCAACACAAGCCCUCAAUAUCACAGUCCCAGCUCACGCCGACAGAGCUAGGACAAAAUGUAGCAGGCGAACAGCCUCCUCUAUCGCAGAACCUUCAAACUGCCGCCAGCAUCGACACGGCCGUUGAAACACAAUCUCUGCCGACCCAGCAGGAACCACAAAAGAAACCUCCACCCUCACUCUUCCAAGUUCAACCCCUUCAGCAGAUCCAGAAUGCAGAAGCUGGGCAGCCCAGUCAACUGCAAAGUCUCUUGGCCCCUCUAGGUAUCGCGCAACGUGCUGGGGGCCAUCCUCCUCCUAUUCAGCAAGAAUCAUCUACAACAUCGCGCCUGCAAGAUCCUCAAAAUGCGGCAGCUGGGCAGCCAAGCCAAAUGCAGAACGACACAUCACGGCAGCCUCCGGGACCUCAAAGUGUAAUUGAAACUAUUCAACACAACUCUCCCCCCAAACCUCCCAAAAAUGCGUUCUCUCCAGACCCCAGUCAACCAGACUCAAGUCAACCGACUUAUCCUAGCAUGCGACGAGCGUCUAUGUUUACUUCUAGUGAGGUAUCCCCAGCUCGGCCUCGUGAAGACAGCCAAGUCUCGGCUUUGGGAUCACCGCUGCCCACGGAUGCAGCCCGACGUGGUUCAUCAAACACGACCAUAAACGACCCGAAUUACACUCCUUCACCACUAACUGAUACGACUGGGCCACUUGCACAAAAUGGGUGGACUCAAUCUAUCGCAUUGGGCCAACAGAAUGAAAGUCCUCCCGUGCCUGCGAAAAUUCGAGAGCAUGCUGAAGGCUCCUUCUUCCCUGUUCAGAACACAUCCGACACGCGGGCGUCUCAAGUUAGCCCACCAACACUGGAUGUGGCCAAGCAGCAGCAGGAAAACACAAUAUACAAACCCCAAACGCAGUCCCAAUUCGCGCAGCGGGCUGUACAACAGCAGGCCAAGUAUCUCAGUCAGCCAGCAGGACAGAAAGAGCAAGAAAUACGACUACCCCAAGAGUCAGCACAAGAUACCGAGCAUCCUGUCGGAUAUCAAGUCAAACCUCUUGCAGGUCGGUCUGGCCAACCCCCGAAUGAUCAACAAACUGUCCUUACGCCAGGGUCAGGACAUAUACUUGGUCGGAUCGAGGAGCGUGAUGAGAGCGAACCAGGUCCCAGAAUCGACCAGACACAGCAAAUCAAGCGACCGAGCUCCAUGGCUUCUAGUCUUCAGCACUCAAUACCAGGUACAUCGGCAAGUUUCCAUAGAUCUACAUUACAUCAUCCGCAGCCGUCGGCACCAACUCAAGUUCAAAGAUCAGUACAGACAAUAGGGCAGUUACCAAUGGCUUCAACCCCAUUAGGUCAACCUCCAUCCGGCCAGCUGCCUCCUAUUCAGAACCCACAAGAUCUGGUCCCACCAGUUCAUAUGCAGAUUACAAUGCAAACUCAAAUUACACCUGGGCAAAGGGCGUCUAAUCUCAAUCCUCAGGGCCAAUGGAAUCCACCAGUGAAUUAUAAUUUCCCUACACAGGGAAGUCAGGAGAAGGAGAGGAAGUGGUCGAAGUGGUUCAAAGGCGGACAUUCCAAACCUAAGUCUGCACCGCAGCAAAUGAUGUCACCCCAGUCAGGGCCUCAGCCAUGGCCAGGCGGUCCAUAUGGCCCGAAUCAUUUCUGGCAGCAGCCUGGGCAGCAGAGGCCCUUUGGCCACGGACAAUCCCCGAGUGUGUCUGAUUCGGCAUCCAUAUCUACAAUGGGAUCUGACAAGAAAAGUCAAGAUAGUCAACAUGAAUCUCACGGGCAAGUCCCGGCUAUACAUUCUGAUGCCACUGGUCAGUUAGCACCGGGACAGAUGAUGCCAGGACAACCCACCCAGGGGCAAAUGCGUCCUGGACAAGUGCUCCAAGGCCAAGGUCCCGGGCAAAUGCCACCUAUUCAGAUGCAUCCGGGUCAACAGCUACCCGGUCAGGCACUACCUAAACAAAUGCCUGCAGGACGAGGUUACUUUGGCCAGGCUUAUCCGCUCCAAGUGGCAGUGAAUCCUCCCUUGCAAGGCUUUACAUCAUCGCAACCUCGAACUCAACACCAAGGCCGAGUGGGAAUGACAACCCAAGUAUCGUCGAAUCCAAAUCAGCCACACACGGGUCAUUCUAGGUCACCCUCUACUGUAAGCCAAGCUAGUAUACCGCAGCAAGGUGUGCCAUCUCAGCAAGUGCAUACACCAGUAGGCUACCAGACUCAACACUCCACAGAAGGCAACAUGAUUCCACCACCGCUAUUUGCCCCAUCGCACGGCAAUUAUCCAGAAAAUGCCAGGAUGCAGUCACAUCUGAUGGUGCAGCCGGUCGCCAAUAACAAAUGGGCUCAAAAACCAGCAGCGGACUAUUCUGGGGAUGAUUGGGGAGAUGAGGAGAAUUGGGAACGGAGAUAA